Molecule: messenger RNA, 2063 nt
Organism: Apus apus (common swift)
Lineage: Eukaryota; Metazoa; Chordata; Aves; Apodiformes; Apodidae
Gene: ZFYVE27
Product: zinc finger FYVE-type containing 27
Exons: 12
Coding region: 76-1308 (410 amino acids)
Biological process (GO): endoplasmic reticulum tubular network formation; neuron projection development; neurotrophin TRK receptor signaling pathway
Cellular component (GO): growth cone membrane; endoplasmic reticulum tubular network
Molecular function (GO): metal ion binding
Source: RefSeq, a predicted model, not a curated record
GGCGCACCGGGCCGCUUCCUGGGAGCGGGACGAGGUUCCCGGCGGGCGCCCGGCCUGUCCCGGCCCGGUCCCGUCAUGCAGGCGGCGGAGCGGGACGGGGCGGCGGGCGGCCCCGAAGCGGGGGCGGGGGCCGCUGAGGCCCCCCCGGAGUCGUCGCCGCCGCCGCCCAAGGCCGCCGCCGCCUUCGACCUGCUGGAGCUGGUGCGGAGCUACCGGCGGCUGGAGCUGUACCUGGAGCCGCUGCGGGACGCCGCGGGGGGCGUCCGCUCCCUCCUCCGGUGGCAGCGGCCCGUCUGCUCCCUCCUCGCCUGCCUCGGCCUCAACUUCCUCCUGCUCACCCUCGGCCAAGCCGCCUGGUUCUCGGUGCUCGCCCUCCUGGUGCUGGUGCCGGCCCUGCUGGGCUACCUGCAGGAGACGUGCCGGGCCCGGCCCUCGGAGCCGGAGCUGGUGCGCAGGAAGUACUACAGCGUGCGGCGGGAGGACCUGCGCAGGGUGCAGCUCUCCAGGCAGGAGGCCAUCGCCCAGGUCAAGGGCUUUCUGAUACAGCUGGAGGGGUUCCUGAGUGGGAUGUGCUGCAGCUGCGAGGCAGUGUACCGUGUACUGUACUGGGAGAACCCCACUGUCUCUUCCCAGUUUUAUGGGGUGCUUCUGUGCUCUGUCUGCAUCCUUUACCUGUUGCCUCUCUGCUGGGUCUUGGCCAUCCUCAACAGUACCCUCUUCCUGGGCAACACCCAGUUCUACCGAGUGAUAAUAGAGCUCAAGGCCUCGCUCGAGCAGUGUGUGGGCACCAAACCCCUCGAGACCACUCCAGAGCCUGCUGAACCCCUGCCAGCUGCUGCCCCCCUGGAUCAGACCCCCACACCCACCAGCACAGAGGACCUUACCCCUGGCAGUGUGGAGGAGGCAGAGGAGGCAGAGCCUGAUGAAGAGUUCAAGGAUGCUAUUGAGGAGAACCAGCUGCUGGUCAUGGAGGAUGACGAGAGCUCUCAGUGCUCAGCAGAUUUUGACCUCAGCAUCCCAGACAAUGGUUUUAUGAGCAAAAACGAGGUGAUCCGCAGCAAAGUGUCCCGCCUGACUGAGCGCCUGCGCAAGCGCUACCCCAGCAACAACUUUGGGAGCUGCACGGGCUGUGCAGCCACUUUCUCCGUGCUGAAGAAGCGGCGGAGCUGCAGUAACUGUGGGAACAGCUUCUGCUCCAGGUGUUGCUCCUUCAAAGUCCCCAAGGCUGUGAUGGGAGCCACAGCCCCAGAAGCUCAGAGGGAAACAGUAUUCGUGUGUGCUGUGUGCAACCAGGUGCUCAUCAAGUGAUCAAAACGGGCCCAGCCAGCUCCUGGUCCUUGCACUGCCUGACACCACGAUGGCAGGCACCCUGCCUGUGCUUGCCAGGAGCCUGGGCUGCUUGGUUCCCAGCAUGGUCUCAUCCUGCCAGAGGGACACGUGUGCUCACUGCUCCUCCUGCUAGUGCCAGGCUGGGGGCAAACCAGCCUGCCUUGCCCCACAGCAUCUGCUGCAGCAGCUGGGUCCCUGUAGUGGAGGAUUGCCCACAGCUGUGCCCCCAUUCCUGUGGCUGCCCUUGUGGCAGGUGCUCCAAGGCACUCACACACCCUGCCACAUACUUGCCUGGGCCCUGUGGCCUGGCUCGGUGAUGGAGGAGCCAUCCUUCCCACUUGUGGUCCUACCCCCAACUCCUGGGUGGGGCAGAACAACCCCAGGGCUCUGUCCCUACCUUUCCCAGCACUGUUGGGUGACUGUAUUUUUGGAAUGGAGUUAGAACUCUGCCUGCAUCCCCAGAUGUGGUCUUAAGUCCAGUCCUGGCUCAGCUGAGACCCUGCUAGUCACUUCUGUGCUCCUUAGCCUCACGGUCUGCAGGUUUAGUCUUUUCCCCCUGUAUUUGGCUGUAGCACAGAGGAGGCAAGAGGGUCAGUUUGGGCUGGGCUGUCUGGCUGAGUCUCCAGCUGCAGUGUGAGAGUUGGUGCUGCUCUGUGCACUUAGUGACUGCUGCUUUCUACUACAGAUUAAUAUAUGAGUGUAUAUAGAGAGUGACCAAUAAACCUUUGCACUCA